AUGACCUAUGGAAAUGGUGCGGCCCCGGCACAGGCCUACGGGUCCUACAAGAGCACGAAUUCACAAAAUUGGGAUCACCAGGGCAGGUUCUCUCCAACAGACUCAAUGGACGACAUCAUGGCAUCGCCCAGCCUGUCCGACUACUCCAUUGACAACAGUGGCGGAACCGGGACGACACCGCCGGGAAAGCAUCACAAGUCGUCGUCACACAGCAAGGCCAGCCGAUCACAACGGAGGCCGUCGAACCGGGACGAGUUCGACGGGCCGCACCAGUUCCUUCAGCGACCGCCGCCAGAGUACAUCGCCAUGCAAGAACGCGAGCUGCCGCAUCUCCCAACCAACCUGCUCGUCCAGGAGCAGGACAGCGUGCUGGCGCAGGUCAACGACCGGCUGUCGCAGUGCGCGUACGACUUCGUGGCCAAGUACCAGUUCCCGAUCCCGUUGACGCAGGACAUGCGACCCGUGGAGCGGCCGCAGGACCGUGAGUGGACCGAGUGGGUGUACCUGCUCAAGCGGCUGGCGACGAAGCGGCGGAUCCCGGCGCGGGUGCUGUACAACGGGCAGAUCAAGCAGUUCGUGACGAUCCUCGAAAACAGCCUUGAGAUGAGGCACGCCGCCAAGCACCAGAGCCGGCCCCUCAAGGACGACAGGAACAUCCUGCAGCUCAUCAGCGCCGGCAUCCAAGUCGCAAAGAUCCUCAAGGACGCCCAGGCCAUGGACUACUUGGACCGGCUGUAUGUCAGCACGGAGCAGCAGAUCCAGGAGAGGGCCAAAGCUGCCGCGGUGAGGUUCAGCCGCGGUUGA
Molecule: messenger RNA, 804 nt
Organism: Diaporthe citri
Lineage: Eukaryota; Fungi; Ascomycota; Sordariomycetes; Diaporthales; Diaporthaceae
Exons: 1
Coding region: 1-804 (267 amino acids)
Source: RefSeq, a predicted model, not a curated record